Molecule: messenger RNA, 5599 nt
Organism: Schistosoma rodhaini
Lineage: Eukaryota; Metazoa; Platyhelminthes; Trematoda; Strigeidida; Schistosomatidae
Source: the annotation of a GenBank genome assembly
GUGCUAUUUUGGUUACAUUUCGGUCAGACGCAAGGAUUUGAUUUCCUUGUUUUAUUUACACAUCUGCAUUGUUCAGAAAAUGAAUAAUUUAUUCUUUCUAUUUCUGUCUGGUUGGAUAUAAUUUCUUGUUUUCCAAUGUAUUAGCUACUCAUUCUCAUGCCUACUCCACAUUUAUCAAGAGCAACAUCAGGACCGUCUUCUGGUUAUGCCGUAGGUGAUGAAAUUUGUGAUACCUCAUGUCCAAUUGAUUGGGAUACAAAUGUAGUGAAUUUUAUAUCAACUUGCUUGCAUCCUGGUCUAGUUCGACGAACUUCAUCUAGUGCAACGUAUGGUUUUGAUAAACCGAAUCAUUUUAGACGUCAGCAUCGCCGAAAUCUAUCUACAGCCACAACGGUCGGAUUUGGCCGUUAUCCUGAUAAUCAGAUUACAAGUGGUCGAGUUCCAUAUGCUAAUGUUUUCAAUCAUCCAAAUGAUUAUCAAGCCCCUCCACCAUAUUAUUCUAAACGUAUUUUAGGCCAUGCUCGCAAUAUCAGCGAUCCUACAUCUGGUUGGGAUUUCCGUACUGUCACAAAACCUCUUAUUCUUGACCAGUUAACUGAAAGACCAUCUUAUAAUUGGGAUGGUUCUGCCGAACAAAAUCUAGUGGUGUCAAGUGAACAUAAAAUUCCGGACACUUCGCUCAUUCCUGAAAAUAAACCAGAAGCUUAUCCUUGUCUAACACCUCCACGUUCAUCUAAUGAUAUUACAUUAGAAAAUUCGUUUAUAUGUGCGCGUGAUGCAGAAACUCAUGAAAUAACUACAACUGCAAAAGAUGAUGAUACUUCUUGUUUAUGCCCUUGUCUACAAUCCUGUGCUAGUCCACGUGUUGUAUUAAUCGGAUUAUGUUUAACUAUGUUUAUGCAAACUAUGGUUGUAUCUGGUUUGAUGAGUAGUAUGUUUACUACAUUGGAAAGAAGAUUUAAUUUAACUAGCCGACAAAUUGGCUCUAUGAUUAGUUGUUAUGAAGUUGCCGGUGUCAUAACCACAGUGAUUGUUAGCUUUAUUAGCGGCCAGAAACAUAAUCGAUUACGUGUUAUUGGUUUGGCGACAUUGAUCCUGGCUCUUGGAUUUGGAUUAUUUGCAUUACCACACUUUUUAGCUGGUCCCUACAGACCGAACUUACUAACUACUCCUGGUGGUAAUACUGCUACUAGUAUCAGUACUGAAGAUAUUCUUCUUCAUUCCUCUCUGUCGUCUUCUCAUUUUCCUCUUAAUCAAGAUUUAGAAAGUUCCAUUCAGUUGGAUGGGCCACUGUGUAUCGAUCAAUCGCGCAAUACCUUUUCUCAGAAUGUUAUUUCCAAUUCACUUAGUAAUGGAACUAAUGUCGGUGACAUAAUUAUUCGUGCUGCCUCACUUACUGCUACCGAUACUUUUAAUAAUUAUGAUAUUAAUGAAUCAUCAAGCACAGGAUUUAUGGGAAGUAGUGACAUUGUUCAGUCUGUUCUCUUUCCAACUUUUUGUCUUGCAAUGUUGCUAGCCGGGAUCGGGGCUAGUCCUUUGUAUGUCUUAGCUCCAACUUACUUAUGGGAUAACUUAACAGAUCGACAAUAUCCAAUAUAUGCAGCUUUAUUCUACAGCGCUGGUGGAUUAGGUCCUGCUUGUGGAUUUCUUGCUGGUGCUGGUUUCUUAAGUAUUUACAUUGAUUCACCAUUUAUGUUGCCUGAAACUGGCUUAGACCGUAAUAGUCCAUUAUGGCUUGGUGCUUGGUGGCUUGGUAUGCUUGUCUGUGCUGCAUUAACUUUCUUUGUGGCAUUACCUGUGAUAUGUUUUCCUAAACAACUUGCAGUUGUUAAAAAAGGUGAUAGCAAUACAAUUUCAAACGAUGAAAUCGAAGAUGUAGAUAAAAUCUGUUCCCCUACAAUCCAAUCUAAUAAUCAUAAUAUAUCCAAUCUUAAUACAAAUAACAAUAACGUGAAUUUAUCUUACGUAAAGUCGUCAGAUAAUUUGUCUAAUAUAAAUAAACCAUUUGAACAAACAUCACCAACUACAACGGCCGUUUCGGCUACUGCAGUCGCAGGUGUUGAAACAUUAACAUCAAGUCAUUUGCUUAAUACACCAUCACCAGGUAGUCGCAACGUUCAAUAUCCAAGUCUAGAAGAAUUUAAACAACAACACCACUACCAACAGCAACGAUUGCCUGAAAUGAAGCAAAAUCAUGUUGAUAUACUUGAAACACCUAAUUCUUCUACUACCAUUACUUCUACUUCUCUUCAUGUACCAUCUCCGUAUAUCAGAGAUGCUGUAGUUAGUGGUGAUGGGACAGUUGUUAGCCCUUCAAAUCAACAAUUUCGUUUACAUUCAAAUAUUGGCAGUGAUCAUCAUGAUUCUCUUGGUGGUUAUACUGUCGACGUUGUUAAUAAUGGUAUAGCUGGUAAUGGAGAUCAAACUGACAAUUUAGGAAAAUUCAUGAAAACAUCAGUGAAUAAUUCAUUUUAUGAAAAUCAAACUAAUCUGAAAUCAAAAAUAAAAGCUUCAUAUCUUAUCGUACGUCGUGUACUAACUAAUCCUAUCUGGUUAGGUUUAACACUAAGUACUGUUGUAGAACAAUCGAUUGUUGCUGCAUUUUUAACAUUUGCUGCAAAAUACAUUCAAAUUUUAUUUCAUAUACCAGCUUAUUUGGCUAGUAUUCAUACUGGUGCUGUGAUAGUUCCAAGUUCAUUAUUAGGUGUUCUAUCUGGUGCUUUACUAAUGCGUCAUUUUCGACCUACAUUACAUCGUACCUUAUCUGGUUUAUGUAUUAUGAUUUCAUUGACUGUUAUAACGAGUAUCAGUUUAAUGACAAUUGGCUGUCAGUCUAGUCGAGUAGCAGGUAUAACAGCUACAUAUAAUGGAGAAAAUUGGCCUUGGAAAAAUGGUCCCGGUUUUUUAAUACCAUCCAAUUUAACAGCACCAUGUAAUCAAUUUUGUCACUCUUCUAAUAAUCGAAUAAAAAAACUUGAUAAUCGUCAUUAUACACAUUAUGUUGAAUCACAAUGUUCAAUAAAGCAUUAUAAUCCUGUAUGUUGGACUGCUACGACUAGUAGUAGUAGUAGUAGUAGUAGUAUCAAUAAAAAGACAACAAAUAAUCGAAUAACUUGUACUAGUAGUAAUAUUGAUAAUGAUGAUAAAAAUCUCAGUAGUACAAAUAACAAUGAUGAUGAUGACUGUGAUACAAAAUCGUUGACAUUUUUCAAUCCUUGUUUUGCUGGAUGUAGAACACGUGUUUUAGAAGCUGGAGUUGUAAAGAAAUAUUCUGAUUGUCAAUGUGUAACCCCAUCUACACUUAAUCCAUCUGGUUUAAUCUCAUCAAUAUCAUUGUCAUUAUCAUCGCCAAUGAGCAUAAAUAAAGAGUUCUUAUUAGCAAAUAAUUCUGGUGAAGUUUAUCCUGGUCGAUGUAAACCCAAGUGUACUUUAUAUGGUUUAUUUCUAGCUAUGUUAUUCUUACAUAUUCUUUGUACUGGUAUCUUACAAAAUCCAAGUAAUGUGAUCACAUUGAGGUAAGUGGAUUGAUGAUGACGAUUACUGAAUAUUGUUUUUUUUGUUUUAACAUUUCUUAUAAAUGAAAUAACCCUCUUCCUACAAUGUUACUUUUUUGUGAUUACUGUUCUUGAAAGAUUUCAUCUGAGCCUUGUUGAUAUGUGCAGUGGAUGCCUUAAUAAUUCGAUUAUUACUAGCGUUAGCCCCUCACACUGAGGUUGUGAUUGAAAUUUAACUACACAUCUAGUAAUCGAUAUUUGGUCAAAGAAUUUUAGCUAAAAUAACAUUCAAUUACUGCUUCGUGUUUAUAAUUUUUCGAGGUUUACCAGAAGUAUUCUUCCAUGAUUCUUUAUUGAUCUCUUGACAAGUAAACAACUAGGUUGAAACAUUCAUGUGUAUCGCAUGCACUAUAACACAUCGGUUUACAUUUAGCUACUUACAACGAGUAGCAAAUUCAAAAACUAUUUAUCAUAUCUUCAUUUUUCUUCCGUGUCAGUCAUCACUGUAACUACGUAAAAUAAAUUUCAAUUUUAAGAAUUCUUACAGAUAAAUCAAGAAUUCGUCAAGAAUCCGGAAAUCAACUGAAUAAUGGUUUUAUUCUAUUUUCAAAAACCGUUGUCCCAAACUAAUUCAUGAGUAAUGAAACUAUAGUCUCAGUUAAUUAAAAUAUCUCCUUUUCAACAAUCGAAUCAUAGAAUCGAACUACACUUCAUCUAAUUAGAUUCAGGUCACUGGAUAGUACUAUUUGUAGCCCCUACAGACAUAUGCAUUCAUAAUAGCGUAACUUAAGGUUGAUUAGAGCUUCUUGGUCGAUGAAUUUAUUAGUUCAAUAAUGAAAUCUACUACUCUUGAACUUACUUGUUUCAGUAAGGCUAUUUUCGUUCACCAAAAGCCUGUUGAAAUAUGAGAGAUACAUUCUAACCGAAUGUAUUCUUUUCUUCCUAGUGAGCAACCUUAUAAUCUGUAAUUUAUUACCGUAUAUUUGAAGAAAAAUAUGUUUUUUUUAAUCAUUGCAAUGGCGUUUUUAAGACAGAUUUUAAAAAAUCAGUGAAUAUCUUAAAAACUACUAUAACAGUGAAGGUUUUAUGGAAUUAAUGAAAUCAACAGAAAUCGUCUAGGAAAUCAAGGAAAACACUGGAUACAACUGUUUCUUCUUAGUCUAAGACCCUCCUUAGCAGUCAGUUAGUCUGUUAAAACGUCAGAUCUGGUACGUAUGUACAUCAGUUCAAAAUGUCAUACCUCAUCAGCAAAUCACAGAAAAGUAGGGCUAACAACAUCGGUGAUACGUUUCAAGAAAAUAUAAAUUAAUUAAUUUAAAAAAGUCAUUUAGAAUCCAGAAGCUUAGAACUUGUAGGAAGACAAAGAAUGGAUGCACCUGCAGCACUGCAUACGCUUUUGAGUCAUAUCAUUCAAAGUUUCAAACCAUUAGUUACGAUGAUCACUCGAAAUCCAACCACCUGGUCUAUACGCAUUAACAUAGCUCAGUUCAGUUGUUAGUGACUCCAUGAACUGAGGCCAUGUUAUGUUUUGGCCGCCCCUAGCUUUCUUACAGAGUACUCCUACACCAGAAAACAUCGUCCGUCGAGGUAGGCAGUGGUUGAACCCAAGUAACACAUGUACCAACCACUUUAGUCGACAAAGAUUCACUACCUCAUCAAUCACUUGAGCAUCUUUGCUUAGUAGUCUAUUCCUAACCCGAGCAUUGCUUACUCCUUGUUCCCAAAAUACACGAGACUCCUAUGAUCGAAUACCAGUAAGCUACGAAUAUCCUCUACUCUAUGUGACCCUGUUUUCCCAUCCAUAAUGUACAUUGUAGCGAACUGCUGCCUAAAUCAGAAAUGUAAUAUCAGUCUGAUACAAUCUAGAACAGAUGUCUUCAUGUAAAUCACUCGUCAUGUACUAUCCUCACUUAAUAGUACUAUUGAAACCGUUCCGAGACUGAAAGACUCCUGGUUUCGUUCUCUGAAGUGUUAUAGGUGAGCACUCCUCAAGAGGUUCACAUAGUAGAAUGAUUAUUCAGUUAUGUUAAAUUUUUUUUAAUUUGGUUUUGAAAUAACAUUUAUUUGUGCGAUUAUGUUCAAAUUAUUAUUAUUAUUAUUAUUAU